This is a messenger RNA of Paramuricea clavata, 181 nucleotides long. NCBI's taxonomy places the organism in Eukaryota, Metazoa, Cnidaria, Anthozoa, Malacalcyonacea, Plexauridae. The record is from the annotation of a GenBank genome assembly.
AUUGGCAAAGUGGUGACAACAGAAUGUUUAUUCUGUUCAGAAACAGUUCAAGUUUCAACAUAUAGAAAUCACAAAACUGAUUUUACAAAAUUGAUGUGUCCUGGUCAGACUCAAGAGCGAGGUGAAACAAACAGUCCAAUUAUGACAGAGGAAUCUGUACCAGGAGAUGGAAUGUGCAAAA